Molecule: messenger RNA, 1982 nt
Organism: Selaginella moellendorffii
Lineage: Eukaryota; Viridiplantae; Streptophyta; Lycopodiopsida; Selaginellales; Selaginellaceae
Product: calcium-dependent protein kinase 17
Exons: 8
Coding region: 304-1794 (496 amino acids)
Biological process (GO): intracellular signal transduction; peptidyl-serine phosphorylation; protein autophosphorylation
Cellular component (GO): cytoplasm; nucleus
Molecular function (GO): calcium ion binding; calmodulin binding; calcium/calmodulin-dependent protein kinase activity
Source: RefSeq, a predicted model, not a curated record
GCAAGCGCCGUCCAUGGUUUCCAGGUCUGUCUCCUCGAUUCCUAGCGACCGAUCGUCGGCGCCAGGGCCAGCGCCAGCGCCCUAGCCGAUGGAUUUCGACGUCUCCCUCUCGCAAGCUGCUAGAUCCAAGCUUUUCGACAAGAGAGCGACCAGAUGAUUGGCGAUGGGCAGGAAUCUCAGCCCGGGAUUGACAAUGCAGCACCUCUAGAGCGCCAGAAAGGUUCCAAGAGUCUUUAGCGUAGCAAUGCAGCGUCUCUAGAGAGGGGGAAAAGCUCCAAAGGCUCCAUUCUAGCGCUGUGAUCUAUGGGGAACUGUCUGGGCGGUGGUGAUGAGAAGAAGCAAUCAGCGAGGCAAGCGCUGGUGGCCAACGUUCUCGGGCAGCCUCACAAGGACAUCAAGCAGCAGUACACGAUUGGAAGGGAGCUGGGACGAGGACAGUUUGGAGUGACUUAUCUUUGCACCGACAAGAAGAGCGCUCAACAGUUUGCCGUCAAGACCAUCUCCAAGCGCAAGCUGAUGAACAAGGACGAUGUGGACGACGUCAAGAGGGAGGUUCAGAUCAUGAAACACUUGACAGGGAAGGAUAACAUCGUGGAGCUCUACAGCACUUUCGAGGACAAGUCCACCGUCUACUUGGUGAUGGAGCUCUGCCAGGGAGGAGAGCUCUUCGACAGGAUAGUCUCCAAGGGCCACUACACCGAGAAGGCUGCUUCGGCGGUGUGCCGGACGAUUGUCAAGGUGGUGCACACUUGUCACUCGCACGGAGUGAUCCACCGAGAUCUCAAGCCCGAGAAUUUCUUGCUGGCCAACAAGCGAGAGGAUGCUCCCGUCAAGGCGACGGACUUCGGCCUCUCGGUGUUUUUCAGAUCUGGGCAGGUUUUUAGAGAGAUUGUAGGCAGCGCUUAUUACGUAGCACCCGAAGUUUUGAAGAAGAGUUACGGUCCCGAGGCUGAUGUUUGGAGCGCUGGUGUUAUUCUCUACGUUCUCUUGGCUGGAGUUCCUCCGUUUUGGGCAGAGACGGAGCAAGGAAUUUUCGAGGCUGUUUUGAGAGGGCACUUGGAUCUUAAUGGGAGUCCAUGGCCGACCAUCUCAGCGAGCGCCAAGGAUUUGGUAAGAAAGAUGCUGAAGCCGAAUCCCCGAGAGCGUUUGAGUGCUGCUGAUGUUCUUCAACAUCCGUGGAUAAAGGAAGACGGAGACGCGCCAGACAAGCUCAUUGAUGGCGAAGUCUUGUCCAGAAUGAAGAACUUCUCGGCCAUGAACAAGCUUAAGAAAGUCGCUCUCAAGAUCAUUUCUGAGAGUCUCUCCGAGGAGGAGAUCAUAAAGCUUAAGGACAUGUUCAAGCAAAUGGACACAGACAACAGUGGUACGAUCACAUUUGAAGAGCUGAAAGCUGGUCUUGCAAAACAAGGCUCCAACAUGAUCGAUGCUGAGAUCCGGCAGCUAAUGGAGGCUGCGGAUGUCGAUGGAAACGGGACAAUUGAUUACUUGGAAUUCAUUCAAGCGUCGAUGCAUCUAAACAAGAUGGACAGAGGCGACCACUUGCACGCAGCGUUUCAAAACAUCGACACUGAUGGCAGCGGGUACAUUACGAUGGAGGAACUGGAAGCCGCGCUAGUGAAGCAUGGACUCGGCGUGGAAGACGCGAAAGAUAUCAUCAAGGAAGUGGACACGGACAAUGAUGGGAGAAUAAACUACGACGAGUUUUGUGCGAUGAUGUUGAAGAGGAAUUCUCCUCCCGCUGGAGCAGGCCACAGGAGAAGCAUCAAUGAUCUUCCGGUUGGGAUAAAGAAAUAAAGAAACUCAAACCACAAGCUCCAAGAUCGAGCUUCAGUAGGCCACUCGGUUUUGGAGCUCCAAUGCCUCUUUGCAUUAUCCAAGUCCGAUCGAUGGACACGAUCAUGAAUCUCAUCACGUGUACAUUGUUUCUGCAAUUUCUAAGAUUCUUUCUACAAGAAUCAAAAACAACCUUGUCAUCAUAAUCA